UAUCAAUAAAAAUUUAAUAAAUGAUGAUCUGAUGUACCUUGUACCCCCACAUUUGAAGGGUUUAUUCAGAAUAACCGCGUCAUUGAACUUUUGAACUUCUUAUUUGAUUACCAAAUCGUGGUUAUCAUGCAAUGAUCGUAGAUCUUUCGCGUCAAUCUGAAAGAGACCAUUUUCUAUGUAGUUUAGUUACAUUUUUAUAAUGCUUAAGGGUGCAGUUUCUUUAGUUACAGGCGGUGCUUCUGGUUUGGGAAAAGCCACCGUCGAAAGGUUAGUGCAACAAGGAAGUAAAGUUGUAAUUUGCGAUUUACCAUCUUCCAAGGGCCAUGAACUGUCCAAAGCUUUAGGAGAAAAUAAAGCAGUUUUUGCUCCCGUGAAUGUUACAUCUGAACAAAAUGUAAAUGAUGCCCUGAAACUAGUUAAAGAUAAAUUCGGAAAAUUGAACUAUCUAGUAAAUUGUGCUGGAAUAGGAGCAGCUGUCAGGACAUACAAUUUCAAGAAAAAUGAACCUCAUAGUUUAGAAGAAUUUACAAAAGUAUUGACUAUAAAUACAGUGGGUACGUUUAAUGUCAUCAGGUUGGCUGUGGGUCUAUUAGGUCAAAAUGAACCGAAUGAGAGUGGUGAGAGAGGGGUUAUUGUUAAUACUGCAAGUGUUGCUGCAUUUGAUGGGCAAAUCGGUCAAGUAGCCUACUCUGCCUCGAAGGGUGGUGUGGUUGGCAUGACUUUACCCUUAGCUAGAGAUUUAGCUAGUCAAGGAAUAAGGGUAGUAACUAUAGCUCCUGGGCUUUUUAGGACACCACUGUUGGAGGAAUUGCCAGAAAAAGUAAUUGCUUCUUUAGAGAAGUCUGUUCCUUUUCCUUCCAGAUUAGGGGACCCAAAGGAGUACGCUCAUUUGGUGGAAAGUAUCAUCAGGAAUCCGAUGUUGAAUGGGGAAGUUAUAAGGUUGGACGGCGCCAUCAGGAUGCAACCUUGAUUUGAUUGUCACAUUUCACAAUAAAAUUAUUGAAAGUA
Coccinella septempunctata (seven-spotted ladybird) is the source of this 1008-nucleotide messenger RNA. RefSeq names its product 3-hydroxyacyl-CoA dehydrogenase type-2-like. Lineage: Eukaryota; Metazoa; Arthropoda; Insecta; Coleoptera; Coccinellidae. Gene Ontology annotation, molecular function: estradiol 17-beta-dehydrogenase [NAD(P)+] activity. The transcript is spliced from 5 exons. Gene Ontology annotation, cellular component: mitochondrion. The coding region runs from base 200 to 970 and encodes 256 amino acids. The record is from RefSeq and is a predicted model, not a curated record. Gene Ontology annotation, biological process: androgen metabolic process; estrogen metabolic process; fatty acid metabolic process.